AUGGCCCCCUCACGAUCACACACGUCUCUCCUCUCUCUCCUCGCUGCCACCUCGUUACUGCCCCUCCAAGCAUGGGCCUCGUUCGAGUGCAAAGACAUGGCGACGCAAGGCGUGCACUUCAACUUCGAGAAGCUCGGCGGGCCACGCGUGGUACACUGGAAAGAGGAAGAUCUGGAGCACGACUUCGAGUACAGGUACAACUUCACCCUCGACCUCUGCAGCGCGCUCAAGUCCGAUUGCCAUAACGGCGCUCGAGUCUGUGCCAUGCGCGAGAACAUCGACCUGUCGCAGGAGGGCAACUCGACAGUCACACCCAUUGAUAUUGCUGGCACCUACACGUCCUACAACGGUCGCGACAUCCAGGCCAAGUUCGAGCUGUUGCGAAACUCCAAGUCGAACUCGGACGCCGGGCGGGAAGGGUUGCGGACCGUACUACAUGGAGGACGACUGCCCUUCGACGAUAAGAAGACUGGGACAGACCAGCGCGCGAUCAUCGAAUUUGUGUGCGACAAGGAGCGAACCGGCCUCGAGGGCAACGACACAGACGGCGGCAAGUCUGGCAACGACAAGGAGGGCGAUAAGAAAGACGAUAAGAAAGACGAUAAGAAAGAUGACAAGAAAGAUGAUAAGAAAGAGGACAAUAAGGGGGACAAGAAAGAGGAGGAGAAGCAAAUCAGCGGGAGAGACGAGGGCAGCAAGGACCAAUGUGAGGACAGCGACGCUAGUCUGCGUUUCUGCGGAUACAAAGUGGAGAACCUGGAGAAGGACAAGAAGGCGAGAACUCUGAGGCUUGAGUGGCGCACCAAGUAUGCGUGUGAAGAUGCGCCGGUGGAGAGGCCUGCAAGCUCUCACUGGGGCUUCUUUGGAUGGUUCUUUAUCAUUGUUUUCCUCUCGAUUGCAGCCUAUCUCAUCUUCGGCUCAUGGCUCAACUACAACCGCUACGGCGCUCGCGGCUGGGACCUGGUCCCCCAUUCGGACGCGAUCCGCGAUGUGCCUUACAUUGCAAAGGACUUUGGGCGUAAGAUCUUCCAGACUGUACAGGGUAGUGGGACUAGGGGCGGUUACGCAGCCGUCUGA
This is a messenger RNA of Ascochyta rabiei, 1077 nucleotides long. RefSeq names its product type II membrane protein. The record is from RefSeq and is a predicted model, not a curated record. Bases 1 to 1077 code for a protein of 358 amino acids. The transcript has 2 exons. NCBI's taxonomy places the organism in Eukaryota, Fungi, Ascomycota, Dothideomycetes, Pleosporales, Didymellaceae.